This is a messenger RNA of Andrographis paniculata, 3393 nucleotides long. RefSeq names its product PWWP domain-containing protein 3-like. The transcript has 2 exons. The coding region runs from base 349 to 3042 and encodes 897 amino acids. The record is from RefSeq and is a predicted model, not a curated record. NCBI's taxonomy places the organism in Eukaryota, Viridiplantae, Streptophyta, Magnoliopsida, Lamiales, Acanthaceae.
UUUAGGGAAAAAAGCAAAAUACGAAAAGUACUGUCGCGAGUUACAUAUCAGCUCACUUGCCUGAAAUCAGCUCUCAAACCCUAAAUUCCUGCUCACACUCGAAUGAAGCUCUGUUCGUCAAGCUUCUCUGCGGAUGAAGUAGGAGAAGGGAGAGCCGCGGGAUUAAUUGGUGAUGGAUGAAGGUUAGGUUCUCGCUUGUGUAGUUUUGCGGUGAUUUUGCUUGUUCUGAUUUUUGCUCCUGGCUCGCACUUUCUAUGUUUGAAUGUGCUUUAAAUUUCUGAAAGGUUUAGUUUUGGAGCAAGGAAAUCUUGGGGAUUUUGUUUCCUUCGUUGUCGUUUUUCUGUAUUAAUGGAGAGUGUGGAUACAGGCGCUGCGACAGAAAAUAUUUCCAAGGAUACUGACACAAAAAUGGGCGGGUCGGGUUCCAAAUCGGAAGUGAAUCUGAUUAGGGUUUCGGGUUUGGGGGAAACUGGCGAUGAUGGUGGCGAAUCAGUUGCCGAGGAUGAAACUGGUGUGCGGUCUGCUAACGAUUGUGACAAUGAUAAAGAGAAAGAGAAAAAAACUGCCAUGAAGGAUGUUGGCAUUUGUUCAGGCUAUGCAAACGGUUCAUCAAGUGUGACUGAUGCUGAGGAGGGUGAGGGUGUGAACGGUGUUGUUGAAAAUGAUGGAAAGGGAAAAGAUGGUGAGACUUCUUUUGCAGACAAUGAGGGAGCUGAUUCUACAAACUUAAAUGGAGGUGGGAGAGACAGUGAUGUGGAUGACGAUGGGAAUGGAGAGAGAGAUGGUGCUGCGCCAGAGGAUGAUCAGGAUCAGGAAGACAAUCAGUUUUGUGUGGGGGAUUUGGUUUGGGCUAAAAUUAGAAGCCAUCCAUGGUGGCCGGGGCAGGUUUAUGAUCCAGAGGAUGCUUCUGAAUUUUCUUUGAAAAGUAAACAAAAAGGCCGUCUCCUGGUGGCCUUCUUCGGGGAUGGUUCCUGGUCUUGGUGCUUGCCAUCGCAGUUGGUACCCUUUGUGGAGAAUUUUGCAGGGAUGUCGAGAAAAAGUAAUUCUAGAGGUUUUCUCAAUGCUGUACAGAGUGCCAUUGAUGAGGUUGGUAGGCUUGUGGAGUCGGAGAUGUCUUGUAAAUGUGUGGCCAAGGAGAAAAAGGAUGGCCUUGCUAGGCCGAUGGUGGAAAAUGCAGGUGUUAAAGCAGGAGUUCUUGUGCCAGAAGUAGCCUCAAAUCGGCUUACCAUACCUAAAUAUGAAUCGAAGGAAAUACAUGGAAAAGUGAGGCAGUUUGCAAGGACUGUUGUUGUUGGCAAUCCUGUAGACCUUGCGGUCCUGAAAAGUUGUUUAUCGACUUUUUAUUAUUUAAAAGGUGGUUAUCAGUUGACAUCAUAUCAAGAACCGCUUUCUGUUGAAGGUCUGGAAGACCUUGAUGAUGAUGUGGAUGAGGUUUCAAAAGAUUUCAAUGUUCCAGUCGCGGUCCCAAUCGUUGGUCCGAAGGAUGAUGACUGGCACUCUUCACCCUCAGCUGGUACUGUAAACUCGCCGAAUGCAUCGGGGAAUAAGGUUUUUCACAAAAGGAAGCGCAAAAGUGUGGCUGAACUUAUGGGCGAUAACAAGAAUGCAGUGGAGAAGCCGGCAUCCUCCCGAAAGAGGAAGAAGAGUAACAAUGAGAGAGGAGACGAAGCUAGCAAUCUAGGUGCAUCAUCAACAAGGAAUAUGGGUAAGAAGAAAAAGGUUGAGGAUAAUGAGUCACCUAAAAUAACAGAUAAAAGGGUUUUAGAUGUAGAAAAAAAUGGUGCAAACAAAGCCCCUUCGUCCAGAAAAGCCAAGAAUGUUAUAGUUCCCAAUAUUAAGAUUCCUUUGGAAGAAUCCAAAGAGGAAUCAGAAAUUGUGUCAACGCCUAGAGAGAGGAAGAAGAGCAAAUACUUGUCUCCCCCUUACACAAGUCCUACAUGGAGAGUGGGAAAUUUGAGCUUCAGGACAGGUCUACAAGUUGAGCAUGAUAAGAAGACUCAGACGGAAGGGGAAACGGCACAGCCCAUUGAAGAACAAUCUACACCUGACUCUGUUUCAGAAUCUGCUGAUGAGGCACCAGUUGAAAAGCAGCCGAAUGUGCAACUGGAAAGCUCAAACAUAUCUAGUGAUGCAAAGCGUCGAACAAUCAAGGAUGAUCAGAAUGUGUCGUCUUCUGUAUCUGAUGUUUGCUCCUCAGUUAGUCAGCUGUUGUUAAAGACACGGCUUGCAGCAGUCGAUCCCUUUUACUUGAGCCAGGAAGGUUCACUCGACACUGUCUGGGCAUUUAUUUAUGCACUCAGAAGCUCAAUGUAUUUGCAUGGACCGAACUAUAAGAUUUAUAGGAAAUGUCAAAGCAGAGGGAAGAGAAAAUCAGGGAUUUCCCAGCUGGGAAAUGGCAGCACCCAGAAAAAGGUAAAUCCACCAGAUCAGAACGCAGCCCAUCAAUCGAAGACUAAAGAACUGUCAGACAUAUCUAAGUCCAAGAAACCGACUGAAGAACCGUCAGAUGCCUCUAAGUCCAAGAAACCUGCUGAAACUUGUGCUGCAAAAAGUAAUACAAAGAAAGUACAUAGUGAAACUUUGCCGUGCUUUAUCAUGGAAUUUGCCCCUGAUUUUCCUUUGCCUUCAAAGGAAGAUAUUGUAAAGCUGUUUGGCAAGUUUGGGAGCCUGCGUAGGAAGGAUGUAGAGAUUCUUACCGAGACACAUGCCGUCCAUAUGUUCUAUAAAAAGCAAUCGGAUGCAGAGGUAGCCUUCAAAUCAUCGAUGAGUGAGUGUCCAUUUGGUUUUGGGAAUGUUACUUGCAGGUUGCUGCAGCCCUCAACUAGAUCAAAGUCUGGGAGAAAACGGGCUCGUGACAACCAGGUGGAUGACUUAAUUUCUGAUGCGUGUGUUAUCAAGCAAAAAGCUGAGAUGAUGAAAACUCUUCUGGAAAAUCAUCAAUCCAAAUUGUCACUGGAAGACAGUUCCGAUCUGAAGGAAGAAAUGAAAUAUGUUGUGGAGAAACUCGAAGCAAUCAGCGACAAGGUUAGAUCAAUUUGCUGAGAACAGCUUCCUAGUAUUUAUUACAUUACAUAUGCGCAAAACAUAUAUAUAUAUAUAUAUAUAUCGUAUCUGGUUUUGUUUAUAUUGGAUCAUGAUCAUAGAAUCAAUCCCCUCCUGUUAGUUUCCUGUAGAAUAAAAAUGCAAAUGCAAUGCAAUGCAUGUCGGCUGAUUGAUAGGAUAUGCAGUAGAGUAUGAGUCUGUGAGGUUAUGACUUACUACACACACUGUUGCUGUUGCUGGGUUGGGUAUCAUCAUAUUUUGCCUGCCUGCAACUGCAAUGUGUAUCAUCAUACUCAGCGUUUGUAUGUUUAGUUCAUCUUAGAUAUAUAUUAUUAUGCAUUUGAUGAUGAU